Molecule: messenger RNA, 651 nt
Organism: Planococcus citri (citrus mealybug)
Lineage: Eukaryota; Metazoa; Arthropoda; Insecta; Hemiptera; Pseudococcidae
Gene: GatC
Product: glutamyl-tRNA(Gln) amidotransferase subunit C, mitochondrial
Exons: 3
Coding region: 180-620 (146 amino acids)
Biological process (GO): glutaminyl-tRNAGln biosynthesis via transamidation; mitochondrial translation; regulation of translational fidelity
Cellular component (GO): glutamyl-tRNA(Gln) amidotransferase complex; mitochondrion
Molecular function (GO): glutaminyl-tRNA synthase (glutamine-hydrolyzing) activity
Source: RefSeq, a predicted model, not a curated record
UGGGAGUGCUAGGGAGUGCGAGGAGUGGCAGGGUGAAUGUCGUCAUGUCUCUCUCUCUUGUCUAUUGUCUGUAGUGAUGUGAUGAUUGUGAUGAAAUGUACAAAAUUUUAAAAAAAUGAAAUCUCAUGUUCAUAAAGUGAGGUGAAAAGAAACUAGAAAGGCACUGAACAUUCAACGCAAUGAUAAUUAAUUGUUUAAUCCGUAAACCGUUGUUGAAAUGUUUCAUCAAUAAAAAUUUCAGAGCAGUAACUCCGUAUUGUUCAUCGAGUCAACAUCCAGGACAGAAAAGCCGAGAUAUUACUCUUCGAUUCAAGUUAACUGACGAAACCACUCGUUUAUUGGAAAAAUUAGCUUUGGUAAAUUUUGAAAAUCACCGAAAUGUGAAUGUUGUUGAAUCGGCAAUUGAAUUCGCUAACAGUAUCAAUUCAGUAAACACUGAUAAUAUAGAACCUUUAGUCACCGUGCUGGAAAAUCGAUACUUGAAACUGCGAGAAGACUUGGUUACUGAUAAGAAUCUAAAGGAACAAGUUCUUCAGAAUGCUGCUAUUGUAGAAGAAGAUUAUUUCGUCGCUCCGCCUGGAAAUAUACCAGUGAAUUUGCAAAGUUUAAAAAGUUCAUAGUUGUUACAAGAUGUCUAAUUUUAUUACUAAA